Molecule: messenger RNA, 2038 nt
Organism: Nymphaea colorata (pocket water lily)
Lineage: Eukaryota; Viridiplantae; Streptophyta; Magnoliopsida; Nymphaeales; Nymphaeaceae
Product: folylpolyglutamate synthase
Exons: 15
Coding region: 316-1887 (523 amino acids)
Biological process (GO): tetrahydrofolylpolyglutamate biosynthetic process
Cellular component (GO): mitochondrion; cytosol; cytoplasm
Molecular function (GO): tetrahydrofolylpolyglutamate synthase activity; ATP binding
Source: RefSeq, a predicted model, not a curated record
UCUGUGUCCUCUUAGAACCAACGGCUCGCGGCGUCCAUCGACCCAUGAGAAAAGCUAAUAUUUUACUCGUUUGACGCCGUAGAUCGACACAGAUGAACGACAAUCAGAAAUCAUCGAAGUUUAUUGGUGCCUGCACCUACUGAUUCUGUGUUGUUGCGAACUGUAGGCGGCAAUAAUUGCACCGGGAAAUCUUUCCGAUUUUCCUGAACUGGUUUUGCGAUUUCCAAGUUUUUUCCUGCUUUUCUUGUUUCUGGAUAAGUGGGUGGCAUCUACAUUCCUGCAAAGGCGCCAGCCACACUUUGCAUUCUUGAAGUCAUGGCCGAGACUUCCGCGGCAGCUUCUGAGUACGAGGAGGCUCUGAGUGCCAUCUCCUCUCUGAUCACGCGGCGCACCCGUGCUGACGGAACCAAUAAAGGUGAUCAAUUCGAUCUACUGUACGAUUAUCUGAAGAUUCUUGAGUUGGAAGGGCGUCUUUCGAAGCUAAAUGUCAUCCAUGUUGCUGGUACCAAAGGAAAGGGAUCAACAUGCACAUUCAGCGAGUCUAUCUUGCGAAGUUGUGGUUUCCAUACUGGGCUCUUCACAAGUCCCCACCUGAUUGAUCUGCGAGAAAGAUUUCGACUCGAUGGGGUUGAGAUAUCAGAGGAAAAAUUUUUGAGAUACUUCUGGUGGUGCUGGAAUCAAUUAAAGGAGAAGGCUACCGAUGAUGUCCCAAUGCCAAACUAUUUUCGGUUCUUAACUCUCCUUUCCUUCAAGAUAUUUAUAGAAGAGCAGGUAGAUGUUGCAAUUUUGGAAGUUGGCUUAGGUGGAAAGUUUGAUGCAACAAAUGUGGUGGAGGCACCAAUUGUAUGUGGAAUUUCUUCACUAGGUUAUGACCAUAUGGAAAUUCUUGGAAAUACUCUUGGGCAAAUUGCUGGAGAGAAAGCAGGUAUCUUUAAGCGCGACAUUCCAGCAUAUACAGUAAAUCAGCCUGAAGAAGCAAUGUCUGUGCUUGAAAGCAAAGCUUUAGAACUAGAUGUGCCCCUUAGAAUAGCAAAGCCACUGGAUAUCAGCAUGUUGAAUGGUCAACAGCUGGGGCUUGCGGGUGAUCAUCAGUUGAUAAAUGCAGGCUUGGCAGUUUCCCUGUGUCACACCUGGAUUCAGAAGUUGGGGCAUGGAGGAAAACUUGAUAUGAAAAACUCUAGCUGCAUACCGGAGCAGUUUGUAGACGGACUAGUGGCAGCCAGGAUGCAAGGUCGAGCACAGAUUGUACCAGACGUGUGCAUGAAGAUGCAGAAUGAAGUCAAGUCUGGAGAGUUGACUUUCUAUCUCGAUGGUGCACACAGCCCUGAAAGUAUGGUAGUAUGUGGAAGGUGGUUUGCUAAUGCCAUCAAAGAGGCAUCAAGUAUGUCAGAGACACAUCUUACCGAUGCUUACAUUUCAAAAUCUUCCACUAAAAAAUCUAUUCAGAUUCUACUAUUCAAUUGCAUGCCAGUUCGUGACCCAAAGCUGCUGCUACCAGUUCUUGUAAACACUUUUGCUGAAUAUGGUGUACACUUCCAGAAAGCUCUUUUUGUACCUAGCCAGUCCGUGUUUAAUAAAUUGGGGGCAAAUGCAUCAGCAACAACUGAUCCUUCUCAAGUUGACCUUUCUUGGCAGUUGACACUUCAAAAAGCAUGGAGAAACUUAAUCCACAGUAGCAAUGACAAUGAGAGAGUCUCUCCUAUAUAUGAUGAAAGUAACUUGGAGCUUGUCCUCAAUGACCAGAGUAGUGCAGUAAUAUCUUCCCUUCCACUAGCUAUCAAGUGGCUAAGAGGCAUUGCCCAGCUGAAUGAGUUAGUCCAUGUUCAGGUUCUUGUGACUGGCUCCUUGCAUUUGGUGGGAGAUGUGCUGAGAUUGAUCAAGAGCUAGAAACUAAUUGUUGCUUGAGCAUCAGGUUGGUUCUCUUUCAAACCCUUGAUGGACAACAUCUGGACUUAACAGGUCUCUUCCAACUUGAGACAAUUGUAUUAACAAUCUUGAUUUUCCUGUGGCAGUGAACCAGCCAGCAAUCAUUUGUGCA